This is a messenger RNA of Callithrix jacchus (white-tufted-ear marmoset), 3853 nucleotides long. RefSeq names its product zinc finger and SCAN domain containing 2 (gene ZSCAN2). The record is from RefSeq and is a predicted model, not a curated record. Gene Ontology annotation, biological process: regulation of transcription by RNA polymerase II. Gene Ontology annotation, cellular component: nucleus. Lineage: Eukaryota; Metazoa; Chordata; Mammalia; Primates; Cebidae. Gene Ontology annotation, molecular function: DNA-binding transcription factor activity, RNA polymerase II-specific; RNA polymerase II cis-regulatory region sequence-specific DNA binding.
GGCUUGGGCGAUGAGGAUUUGUUCCUGCAUGGAUUCCCUUCCUGUCCAGGGUCCGCUCCCGCUGGUCGGGGGUGCCUAACAAUAUCCUUGCCUCGUGGUUCGCAGCUGAAAAGGAACUUCGAGCCCGUCCAUCCAACUUUCACUUUUUAUAAACAAAUAUACAGAGGCCUCAGAUAAAUGAAACGCUUGUCUCGGGUUACAGCUCUGGCCAAUACUGGGGACCUGACGGUUAGUCCGCGGAUUUCCCUGCCUCUGGCCCGCGGGCACUGCCAAGCUAUCAGCCCCAAACCCUGCUCCGAGGACCACAAUCCGGUUUCGUCUACGAGCGGACUACAUCUCCCAGAAGGCCUUGGGCCCGACCUCCCGCCCGCUGCCCGGCCGAGUGCCGUCUCCACCAAUAGAAACGCAGAAUUUCUAAGUUCGUUCUCGGCAGCCAAUGUGCGCAGUGGUGGGCGGGCCUCUCCCGUCCAUUGUUCUCGGUGCCCCACGGGCUUGAGCCGGGGUGAAUCCGGAGGGGCCGGGCCGAGCCUGGGGGCGCUUUUGCACGCGGAGCAGCCGCUAGAGCAGGACUUGGUCUCCCGAGAGCAGGACUACUUGUUGAGAUUUGAGGAGGGAAGUGUCUUACCUGGCUGGAGAAGACUGAGGGUCGAGGCUUAAAGCCUAAGUGAUUGCCCCAGGACUGCGGAUGAUGGCUGCAGAGAUCCCCAGAGUGACCACUCCACUGAGCCCCGUGGUCCUGGUGCCUCAAGAGGAAGAUAGACAGGAGGAAGAGGUCACCACCAUGAUCCUGGAGGAUGACUCCUGGGUGCAGGAAGCUGUACUGCAGGAGGAUGGCCCUGAGUCUGAGCCCUUUCCCCAGAGUGCCAGCAAGGGCAGCCCCCAGGAGGAGGCAACUGGGGGACCACAGGGUGCGCUCGGCCGCCUCCGAGAGCUCUGUCGGCGCUGGCUGAGGCCAGAGGUACACACGAAGGAGCAGAUGUUGACCAUGCUGCCAAAGGAAAUUCAGGCUUGGCUGCAAGAGCAUCGGCCUGAAAGCAGUGAGGAGGCGGUGGCCCUGGUGGAAGACUUGACCCAGACCCUUCGGGACAGUGAUUUUGAGAUACAGAGUGAAAAUGGGGAGAACUGUAAUCAAGACAUGUUUGAGGACAAAUCACAUGAGAUAUUCUCGGAAGUGCCUGAAGAGGAAAGUGCUCAGCACUCCGAUGGGGAAAGUGACUUUGAGAGAGAUGCUGGCACCGGGAGGCCCCAGGGACACACCCCAGGCAAGGACCUCAGGGAGGUGCUCUCCCAGGACAAGGAAGUUGGCCAGCUCAUAGGCCUGCAGGGCACCUACCUGGGGGAGAAGCCCUAUGAAUGUCCCCAGUGUGGAAAGACCUUCAGCCGGAAGUCCCACCUCAUCACACAUGAGCGGACCCACACAGGAGAGAAAUACUACAAAUGUGACGAAUGUGGAAAAAGCUUUAGUGACGGUUCAAACUUUAGUAGACACCAAACCACUCACACCGGGGAGAAGCCCUACAAAUGCAGGGACUGUGGGAAGAGCUUUAGCCGGAGCGCCAACCUCAUAACUCACCAGAGGAUCCACACGGGGGAGAAGCCCUUCCAGUGUGCUGAGUGUGGCAAGAGCUUCAGCAGGAGCCCCAACCUCAUUGCACAUCAGCGCACCCACACGGGAGAGAAACCCUACUCGUGCCCCGAGUGUGGAAAGAGCUUUGGCAACCGGUCCAGCCUCAACACGCACCAGGGGAUCCACACUGGAGAAAAGCCCUAUGAAUGUAAAGAAUGCGGCGAAAGCUUUAGUUACAACUCCAACCUAAUCAGGCACCAGAGAAUCCACACAGGGGAGAAACCCUACAAAUGUACCGACUGCGGGCAGAGAUUCAGCCAGAGUUCAGCCCUCAUCACCCACCGGAGAACUCACACGGGAGAGAAGCCUUACCAGUGCGGCGAGUGCGGGAAGAGCUUCAGCCGCAGCUCCAACCUGGCCACGCACCGGAGAACCCACAUGGUGGAGAAGCCCUAUAAGUGUGGGGUGUGUGGGAAGAGCUUCAGCCAGAGCUCCAGUCUGAUCGCACACCAGGGCAUGCACACAGGGGAGAAACCCUACGAGUGCCUGACGUGUGGGGAGAGCUUCAGCUGGAGCUCCAACCUCCUCAAGCACCAGAGGAUCCACACGGGCGAGAAGCCCUACAAAUGCAGCGAGUGUGGGAAAUGCUUCAGCCAGCGCUCCCAGCUCGUAGUGCACCAGCGGACCCACACGGGCGAGAAGCCCUACAAAUGCCCCAUGUGCGGCAAGAGCUUCAGCCGGGGCUCCAUUCUGGUCAUGCACCAGAGAGCGCAUUUGGGAGACAAGCCCUACAGGUGCCCCGAGUGUGGGAAAGGCUUUAGCUGGAACUCAGUCCUCAUUAUACAUCAGCGAAUCCACACAGGGGAGAAGCCCUACAAAUGCCCCGAGUGUGGCAAAGGCUUCAGCAACAGCUCUAACUUUAUCACACAUCAGAGAACUCACAUGAAAGAGAAACUUUACUGACGUGGCCAAGAGCGAAAGUGAGGGGCUGGCUCUGGAGCGGAAGUUGCCACACUGCUCAGCAGUGAUUGAAAGAGCUGUGCUUCCCAAACGCUCUGGGGGUUUUUGCGGGAAUCUUCCCCUUGCUCAUCCUCAUUUCCAGUACGCAAUCAUUGUAGUGGUCUGAGUCAAGCCCCAUAUGUGUUCAAGAACAGGGUGUAGGAGUGGAAGGUCUGGAAAUUUGGGUCUUCUUUUCCCUUACAUUGUGUGACUUGAUUGGCCCCCUCUCUUGUGAUUCUUCUGUGCCUCAGUUUCUUCUUCAGUAAAGUGGUGGCGGGGGGGAGUGUUUCUCCAUGUGGAUGGAAGACAGCAUGGCCCACAAUGUGGGCCAAGUCCUCAGAGAAGUACUGGAAAUCCAUUGCUGUGGUUCUUGUUUUGCUGCCACUGUGCUGGGCUCAGGUGCCUUCCCUGCAAGCUGUUAGUGUUCCCCGGGCUCCCUGCCCAUGCUAGAAUCUGCUCUUCUGGCUUCAGUGUCUUGGGCUUUGAUUUCAGGUCAAGAUGGAGGGGCUUCUCCAGUUCUGAGUCACCCACAUGAAGAUAAAACCCUUUUCUAUUUCCAGAAAGUGUCAGGAGCACAGAAACAUGAGGAAGUACGGCCUGGAGCCAGUGCCCCAGUGUCCUUUCCAGUGACAAGAGUCAGGGCCUGCAGGAAAGGGGUAAACCGAGGACAUUCCAGUGCUUGCUUUUUCUCUGUCUAGUGUCCUGUGAUAAGUCAGCUACCAGGAUAACACAUUUGUUCUCGUGGGGUCUCCUUCUGGAGAGUGGAGUAAAGUCUGAGAGCCCCAGCUGCCAACCUGUGGUGGAUGGUAACUUCCGUCUCAUCAAGAGUAACACAGCAGGGUGGGCGUGUGCCUUUGCCCCAACAGAUACAUAGUCCCAUAACCAUUUCUGAAUUAUUCUGUGCACUUAUUUCCCUCUUCUAUUUUUAACUUGAUAUAUGCAGACCUAGAGUCCUGUCGGGUAGCUUUUGUAUAUGAAGAACAUUAUUUUUAAAGAAGUGCUAACUUUGAGGACAUAUCUGUUCCCUGGAGAUAUUUGGGUUUGAAUCAUGAGGUUUUCCUACAGGUGUCGCCCUUGAUCUCGGGACGCUAUCAGGGCUUUGUUCUCUAGAUCCUUGCGCCUGGAGAGAGUGAAGACGGGAGUGACGGCAGGUGAAAGGCUUUGCUGUGAAGGAAAAGGAGAUAAGGCGUUUCCAGGACAUGGGAAACUGCCUCCUCCUGCACAUGGGGCCUGUGCUCAGAAUGGGCUGGGUCCCUAUUCCCUAAUAAAGUUCCAUUAUUUUCCGGA